AUGGCCAUCGAGAAGAAGAAAGUACAGUGGAGUACAGCGGAAGAAGUCUCCUUGAUCCAAGCAGUACAUGCCAAUGAGGACGUACUGUUUGGAUCAAUGACUGCAUUAGGAGUAAGUAGCGUUUUCUCUACCCAUGACGGUUUAGCUGAAAGUGUAGACGAUGGGGUGGGAGAUGCUGUGUCUGAUGAUGAGAACACGUGGCAUGCUACUGGACGGCAACUGAAGAAUGAGAACUACAUUAAAUUGCUGGAUGAGAAAACUGUAAAAGAUGUGGAAGGAGACAUAUCUCGGCACAGGGCACGGCGGUCAUUGGAGGAGGAAGCGGAUUACUCGUUUGUGUAUCAUACUGGUCACCUGUACAUCGAUCAGGGUAUUGAAUGGCAGGAUGAUUUCCAACACAAGACGUCGGGUGCCUUUCUGGACCUUAAGUCAUUACUUCUGUCAUGGUUCAACGACUUGUUCUCAAGUGGUCCACUGGCUGAGACUUAUCAGACAACGCUCAUUCACGACUUCAGAGAAGGAAGUAUUGUGGUCACAUUCUCGAUGGUUCUGUCCUCCAAUGGCACCAAUUCCACCGUCACCCUGGAUUCCGAGAGCGUAACCAACUUAUUGUUGAGCGCAAUCAGUAACAGUACUAUUGGAAACUUCACCGUGGACGCCAACAAAACAUCAAUUAUAGGACAAGUAGGCGAUGUGGAUAGCUUAACAACGAAGGAGGGAAUACUGACUAGCACUGACCCCAUAACCUCCGACCCUUCAACACAGCUCUUCUCAACAUCGACACCAUCAACCACUACGGUAGCUAAUAUAUAUGCAGGGUCUACAUCAACGAACUUACCAACUACACAGACAACGGCGUUACAUGUUUCCGCUUCGGAAUCAACAACGAAUCACGAAACAACAUCAGAACCAACGACCAUAGAAACAACGACUACAGAAACAACGAAAACGGAGUCAAAAACCACCAAUUCCGCUACAAUUGAUUCUAUUUCUUCACAACUAUCUACUUCAGGUACAACAACCGAAACUACUGUUACGGAAACAACAAGUCCGGAACUGAUCACUACAGAACCGACAUAUAAGGAACCGACAACUACAGAACCGUCAACCACAGAACCGUCAACUACAGAACCGUCAACUACGGAGCCGACAACUACACAACCGACCAUCACAGAACCGAAAACUACAGAACCGAUCAUCAAAGAACCGUCAACCACAGAACCGUCAACCACACAACCGACAAGUACAGAACCGUCAACCACAGAACCGACAACCACAGAACCGUCAACCACAGAGCCGACAACUACAGAAUCGACAACUACAGAAUCGACAACUACACAACCGACAAGUACAGAACCGUCAACCACAGAACCGACAACCACAGAACCGUCAACCACAGAGCCGACAACUACAGAACCGUCAAAAACGUCAACUACACAACCGACAACCACAGAACCGUCAACCACAGAAACGUCAACCACAGAGCCGACAACCACAGAACCGACAACCACAGAACCGUCGACCACAGAACCGACGACCACAGAACCGAAAACCACAGAACCGACAACCACAAAACCGACAACUACGCAACCAACAACCACAGAACCGUCGACCACAGAACCGACAACUACAGAACCGACAACCACUGAACCGACAACUACAGAACCGUCAACUAUAGAAACGUCAACCACAGAACCGACAACUACAGAACCGACAACCACAGAACUGUCAACCACAAAACCGUCAACUACAGAACUGACAACCACAGAACUGACAACCACAGAACCGACAACUACAGAACCAUCAACUAUAGAAACGUCAACCACAGAACCGACAACUACAGAACCGUCAACCACAGAACCGUCAACUACACAACCGACAACCACAGAACCAUUAACCGCUGAACCGUCAACCAGAGAACUGACAACUACAGAACCGUUAACCACAGAACCGUCAACCACAGAACCGACGACCACAGAACCGACAACCACAGAACCGACAACUACACAACCGACAACUACAGAACCGUCAACCACAGAACCGUCAACUACACAACCGACAACCACAGAACCAUUAACCGCUGAACCGUCAACCAGAGAACUGACAACUACAGAACCGUUAACCACAGAACCGUCAACCACAGAACCGACGACCACAGAACCGACAACCACAGAACCGACAACUACACAACCGACAACUACAGACCCGUCAACCACAGAACUGUCAACUACAGAACCGUCAACUACAGAAAAGACAACAACAGAACCGACAACCACAAAACCGUCAACUACAGAAAAGACAACCACAGAACCGAUAACCACAGAACCGACUACCACAGAACCGUCAACUACUGAAAAGCCAACCACAGAACCGUCAACCACAGAACCGACGACCACAGAACCGGCAACUAGAAAACCGACAACUACACAACCGACAACUACACAACCGUCAACCACAGAACCGUCAACCACAGAGCCGUCAACUACAGAAAAGUCAACCACAGAACCGUCAACCACAGAACCGUCAACUACAGAACCGUCAACUACAGAACCGACAACCACAGAACUGUCAACCACAAAACCGUCAACUACAGAAAAGACAACCACAGAACCGAUAACCACAGAACAGACAACCACAGAACAGAUAACUACAGAACCGACAACUACACAACCGAUAACUACACAAGCAACAACCACAGAACCGUCAAUCACAAAACCAUCAACUACAGAGACGACGACUAGAGAACCGACAACUACACAAUCGACAACUACAGAGCCGACAACUACACAACCGACAACUACACAACCGACAACUACAGAGCCGACAACUACACAACCAACAUUCACAGAACCGACAACUACACAACCGACAACCACACAACCGACAACUACACAACCGACAACUACACAAUCGACAACUACAGAGCCGACAACUACACAACCAACAUUCACAGAACCGACAACUACACAACCGACAACUAUAGAGCCGAAAACUACACAACCGACAACUACACCACCAACAACUACACAACCAACAACCACAGAACCGACAACUACUCAACCGACAACUACACAACCGACAACUACACAACCGACAACUACAGAGCUGACAACUACACAACCGACAACUUCACAACCGACUACACAACCGACAACUACACAACCGACAACUACAAAACCGACAACUACACAACCGACAACUACAAAACCGACAACUACACAACUGACAACUACAAAGCCGACAACUACACAACCGACGACUACAGAGCCGACAACUACAGAGCCGACAAUUACACAACCGACAACCACAGAACCGACAACCACAGAACCAUCAACUACACAACUGACAAAUACACAACCGACAACCAUAGAACCUACACAACCGAUAUCCACAGAAUCAUCAACCACAGAACCGUCAACUACACAACCGACAACCACAGAACCGUCAAUCACAGAACCGUCAACUACAGAGACGACAACUACACAACAGACAACCACAGAACCGACAACAACAGAACCGACAACUACACAAACGACAACUACAGAGCCGACAACUUCACAACCGACAACUACACAACCAACAACCACAGAACUGACAACCACAGAACCGACAAGUACAGAACCGACAACCACAGAACCGACAACUACACAACCGACAACUACACAACCAACAACCACAAAACCGACAACCACAAAACCGACAACUACACAACCGACGACUACAGAGCCGACAACUACAGAGCCGAUAACUACACAACCGACCACCACAGAACCGACAGCUACAGACUCGACAACUACACAACCGACCAUCACAGAACCAACAAUCACAGAACCGACAACUAAAGAAUCGACAACCACAGAACCGACAACUGCAGAGCCGACAACUACACAACCGACCACCACAGAACCGACAGCUACGGACCCGACAACUACACAACCGACCAUCACAGAGCCAACAAUCACUGAACCGACAACUACAGAAUCGACAACCACAGAACCGACAACCACAGGACCGACAUCCACAGAACCGACAACUACAAAACCGUCCACUACACAACCGACAACUACAGAACUGUCAACUACACAACCGACAACCACAAAACCGACAACAAAACAACUGACACCCACAGAACCGACAACUACACAACUGACAACCACAGAACAGACAACCACAGUACCGACAACAAAACAACUGACACCCACAGAACCGACAACUACACAACCGACAACUACUAAACCGUCAUCCACUGAACAAACAACCACAGAACCGAAAACUACAGAACCGACAACCACAGAACCGAAAACUACAGAACCGUCAACCACAGAACCGACAACUAGAGAACCGUCAACCACAGAACCAACAACCACAAAACCAACAACUACAGAGCUGACAACUACAGAACCGUUAACCUCAGAACCGACAACCACAAAACCGAUAACUACACAACCGACAACCACAGAACAAACAGCCACAGAACUGACAACUACACAACCGACAACUACAGAUCUGACAACCACAAAACCAACAACCACAGAACGGACAACUACAGAACAGACAACUACAGAACUUUCAACAACAGAACCGACAACCACAGUACCGACAACAAAACAACUGACACCCACAGAACCGUUUACUACACAACCAAAAACCACAGAACAGACAACCACAGAACUGAAAACUACAGAACCGACAACUACAGAACUGACAACCAGCGAACCGUCAACCACAGAACCGACAACUAGAGAACCGAUAACUACACAAUCGACAACCACAGAACCGUCAACCACAGAACCAACAACAGAAUCGAUAACCACAGAACCGUCAACCACAGAACCAACAACCACAGAACGGACAACUACAGAACCGUCAACCACAGAACCGUCACUCACAGAACCAACAACCACAGAACUGUCAACUACACAACCGUCAACUACAGAACCGUCAACCACAGAACCGACAACCACAGAACCGUCAACCACAGAACCGACAACCACAGAACCGACAACCACAGAACCGUCAACUACACAACCUUCAACCACAGAACUGAUAACUACAGAACCGAUAACUACAGAACCGUCAACUACAAAAUCGACAACCACAGAACCGUCAACUACACAACCGACAACCACAAAACCGACAACCACAGAACUGGCAACUUCACAACCGUCAACCACAGAACCGACAACCACAGAACCGACAACUACAGAACCGUCAACUACAGAUCCGUCAACCACAGAACCGAUACCUACACAACACUCAACUACACAAACGUCAAUUGCAAAACCGACAACUAUAGAACCGUCAACUACAAAACUGACAACCACAGAACCGACAACCACAGAACCGUCAACUAUACAACCGACAACCACAGAACCGUCAACCACAGAACUGACAACCACAGAACCAUCAACCACAGAACCGUCAACAAUACAACCGACAACCACAGAACCGUCAACCACAGAACCGACAACUACAGAUUCGAGAACCACAGAACCAACAACCACAGAACCGACAACCACAGAAACGACAACUACAGGACCGACAACCACAGAACCGUCAACUACAGAACCGUCAACCACAGAGCCGACAACUACAGAACCGUCAACCACAAAAACGUCAACUACACAACCGACAACCACAGAACCGUCAACCACAGAAACGUCAACCACAAAACCGACAACCACAGAACCGACAACCACAGAACCGUCGACCACAGAACCGACAACCACAGAACCGACAACUACACAACCGACAACCACAGAAACGACAACCACAGAAACGACAACUACAGGACCGACAACCACAGAACAGACAACCACAGAACUGACAACCACAGAACCAUCAACCACAGACCCGUCAGCUAUACAACCGACAACCAAAGAACCGUCAAGCACAGAACUGUUAACCACAGAACCGACAACUACAGAUUCGACAACCACAGAACCAACAACCACAGAACCGACAACCACAGAAGUGACAACCACAGAAUCGACAACCACAGAAACGACAACUACAGGACCGACAACCACAGAACAGACAACCACAGAACCGACAACCACAGAACCAUCAACUAUACAACCGACAACUACACAACCGACAACCACAGAACCGUCAACUACACAACUGACAACUACAGAACUGACAACCACAAAACCAACAACCACAGAACAGACAACAACAGAAUCGUUAACCUCAGAACCGACAACCACAAAACCAACAACUACAGAACCGACAACCACAGGACAGACAACCACAGAACCAACAACCACAGAACUGACAACCACAGAACCGAGAACUAUUGAACCGUUAACCGCAGAACCGUUAACCACAGAACCGACAACCACAGAACUGACAACCACAGAACCGACAACCACAGAACCGACAACUACACGACCGGCAACCACAGAACCGUCAACUACACAACCGACAACUACAGAACUGACAACUACAAAACCAACAACUACAGAACCGACAACCACAGAACCGACAACCACAGAACCGACAACCACAGAACCAACAACCACAGAACCGACAACUACACGACCGGCAACCACAGAACCGUCAACUACACAACCGACAACUACAGAACUGACAACUACAAAACCAACAACCACAGAACCGACAACUACAGAACUGUUAACCUCAGAAACGACAACCACAAAACCGACUACAGAACCGACAACCACAAAACAGACAACCACAGAACUGUUAACCGCAGAACUGACAACUACACAACCGACAACUACAGAACCGACAACUACAGAACCGUUAACCACAGAACCGUUAACCAAAGAACCGACAUCCACAGAAACGACAACUACAAAACCUACAACCACAGAACCGACAACCACAGAACUGACAACCACAGAACCGUUAACCACAGAACCGACAACCACAGAACCAACAACUACAGAACCGUUAACCACAGAACAGACAACUACACGACCGACAACUACACGACCGACAACUACAGAACCGACAACCACAGAACAAACAACCACAGAACCGACAACCACAGAACCGUCAACUACAGGACCGACAACCACAGAACCGACAACUGCAGAUCCGACAACCACAGAACCGACAACCACAGAACCGUCAACUACAGGACCGACAACCACAGAACCGACAACUGCAGAGCCAACAACUACACGACCGACAACCACAGAACCGACAACUAUUGAACCGUUAACCACAGAACCGUCAACUAUUGAACCGUUAACCACAGAACCGUCAACUAUUGAACCGUUAACCACAGAACCGUCAACUACAGGACAGACAACCACAGAACCGACAACUACAGAGCCAACAACGAGCUCUACGACAAUUAUACCUACCACGAAACCUACCACAACUGUACCUACAGCUUUAUCUACCACAAUAACAACAACAAUUGUGCCUACCAUGACACCUACAACAACUGUGCCUACCACUACACCUACAACAACUGUGCCUACCACUACACCUACAACAACUGUGCCUACCACUACACCUACAACAGCUGUGCCUACCACGACACCUACACCAACUGUUACUUCCACUUCACCUACAACAGCUGUGCCUACCACUACACCUACAAUAACUGUGUCUACCACUACACCUACAACAGCUGUGCCUACUACGACAACUGUGCCUACCACGACACCUACAACAACUGUACCCACCAUGAACCCUACCACCAAUAUGCUGACUACGAUUUCAACAACACCUGUAACUAGUAGGACUGAGACAAUGUUGCAGAGUACAACCGCUUCAGCAUCCUAUUCACAAACUACACCGGAGAUACAUACAGGUUUAUAUACCUAUUACUAUGCUCCAAAACACACCAACUUAUUGGUUUUACAGUCCAUUACUACAACAGAACCGACACAAAAUCUGAAAAAUAAAAUAGAACUGACAACACAUUCUACAACUACAACAGAACCGACACAACAGUCCACAACUUCAACAGACAUCACAGUCCACAACUACAACAGAACCGACACCACAGUCCACAACUACAACAGACACCACAGUCCACAACAUCAACAGACAUCACAGUCCACAACUACAACAGAACCGACAUCACAGUCCACAACUACAAUAGAACCGACACCACAGUCCACAACUACAACAGAACCGACACCACAGUCCACAACUACAACAGAACCGACACCACAGUCCACAACUACAACAGAACCGACACUACAGUCCACAACUACAACAGAACCGACACCACAGUCCACAACUCAACAGACAUCACAGUCCACAACUACAACAGAACCGACAUCACAGUCCACAACUACAACAGAACCGACAUCACAGUCCACAACUACAACAGAACCGACACCACAGUCCACAACUUCAACAGACACCACAGUCUACAACUACAACAGAACCGAAAUCACAGUCCACAACUACAACAGACACCACAGUCCACAACUACAACAGAACCGACACCACAGUCCACAACUACAACAGAACCGACACCACAGUCCACAACUACUACAGAACCGACAUCACAGUCCACAACUACAACAGAACCGACACCACAGUCCACAACUACAACAGACAUCACAGUCUACAACUACAACAGAACCGACACCACAGCGGUACAACCUGCCUUUGAGGGGAUAUCGCUAUCAACUAAAUGGUCGAAGCAUAGACGUUAAAAAGGGUUCAUCCGUUAUUGCUCCAGGAAUGACUGAUGCACCAGAAAUGACUUCUUCUACUGAUAGUCCGGUGACGUUAGAAAUGAGCUCUUCCAGUCCGACUACAGCAUCAAAUGUACACACGAGCAAUGUACCAGAACUUUCAACAAUAUCACAGAUAUCGACAAGUAACCUGAAAACAACUAGACUUGAAACAACUACAUCGGGAAUACAAGAUCCAGAUACGACGUCCAUCGACACGACUAUUCCGGAAAACACUUCCACCGUAACAACAACAAGAGUAGAAUCAACGACAACAACAUCUAUUCCGGAAACAACAACCACCUCAGUGUCAUCCACAGCGACUACAACUAUUUCGGAAACAACAACCACAUCAGUUCCAUCAACGACGACUUCAGCUAUUCCGGAAACAACAACCACAUCAGUUCCAUCAACGACGACUUCAGCUAUUCCGGAAACAACAACCACAUCAGUUCCAUCAACGACGACUUCAGCUAUUCCGGAAACAACAACCACAUCAGUUCCAUCAACGACGACUUCAGCUAUUCCGGAAACAACAACCACAUCAGUGCCAUCAACGACUACAACAGCUAUUCCGGAAACAACAACCACAUCAGUACCAUCAAUGACGACUACAACUAUUCCGGAAAUAACCACAUCACUGCUAUCAACGACGACUUCAGCUAUUCCGGAAACAACAACCACAUCAGUGCCAUCAACGACGACUACACCUAUUCCGGAAACAACAACCACAUCAGUACCAUCAACGACGAUUACAGCUAUUCCGGAAACAACAACCACAUCAGUACCGUCAAUGACGACUACAGCUAGUCCGGAAACAACCACAAAAUCAGUUCCAUCCACGACGACUUCAGCUAUUCCGGAAACAACAACCACAUCAGUUCCAUCAACGACGACUUCAGCUAUUCCGGAAACAACAACUACAUCAGUGCCAUCAACGACGACAACAGCUAUUCCGAAAACAACAACCACAUCAGUACCAUCAAUGACGACUACAAUUAUUCCGGAAACAACCACAUCACUGCCAUCAACGACGACUUCAGCUAUUCCGGAAACAACAACCACAUCAGUGCCAUCAACGACGACUACACAUAUUCCGGAAACAACAACCACAUCAGUACCAUCAACGACGACUACAGCUAUUCCGGAAACAACAACCACAUCAAUACCAUCAACGACAACUACAACUAUUCCGGAAACAACAACCACUUCAGUACCAUCCACGCCGCCUACAACUAUUCCGGAAACAACAACCACAUCAGUGCCAUCAACGACAACUACAACUGUGUCGGAAACAACAACCACAUCAGUGCCAUCAAUGACGACUACAGCUAUUCCGGAAACAACAACCACAUCAAUACCAUCAACGACAACUACAACUAUUCCGGAAACAACAACCACUUCAGUACCAUCCACUCCGCCUACAACUAUUCCGGAAACAACAACCACAUCAAUACCAUCAACGACAACUACACCUGUGCCGGAAACAACAACCACAUCAGUGCCAUCAAUGAUAACUACAACUCUGCCGGAAACAACAACCACAUCAGUACCAUCGACGACGACUACACCUAUUCCGGAAACAACAACCACAUCAGUGCCAUCAAUGACGACAACACCCGUUCCGGAAACAACAACCACAUCAAUACCAUCAACGACAACUACAACUGUGUCGGAAACAACAACCACAUCAGUACCAUCGACGACGACUACAGCUAUUCCGGAAACAACAGCCACAUCAGUGCCAUCAAUGACGACUACAUCCAUUCCGGAAACAACCACAUCAAUACCAUCAACGACAACUACAACUGUGCCGGAAACAACAACCACAUCGGUACCAUCCACGAUGACUACAGCUAUUCCGGAAACAACAACCACCUCAAUACCCUCAACGACGACUACAACUAUUUCGGAAACAACAACCACACCAUUAUCAUCAACGAUGACUACAACUAUUCCGGAAACAACCACCACAUCAGUACCAUCAACGACGACUACAGCUAUUCCGGAAACAACAACCACAUCAAUACCAUCAACGACAACUACAACUGUGCCGGAAACAAUAACCACAUCAGUACCAUCGACGACGACUACAGCUAUUCCGGAAACAACAGCCACAUCAGUGCCAUCAAUGACGACUACAUCCAUUCCGGAAACAACAACCACAUCAAUACCAUCAACGACAACUACAACUGUGCCGGAAACAACAACCACAUCGGUACCAUCCACGAUGACUACAGCUAUUCCGGAAACAACAACCACCUCAAUACCCUCAACGACGACUACAACUAUUUCGGAAACAACAACCACACCAUUAUCAUCAACGAUGACUACAACUAUUCCGGAAACAACCACCACAUCAGUACCAUCAACGACGACUACAGCUAUUCCGGAAACAGAAACCACAUCAGUGCCAUCAAUGACGCCUACAACUAUUCCGGAAACAACAACCUAUUCACUGCCAUCCACGGCGCCUUCAACUAUUCCGGAAACAACCACUACAUCAGUACCAUCAACGACGACUACAAAUAUUCUGGAAACAACAACCACAACAGUACCAUCAACGACGAUUACAACUAUUCCGGAAACAACAACAUCAGUACCAUCAACGACGACUACACCAAUUCCGGAAACAACAACCACAUCAGUACCAUCAACGACGACUACACCAAUUCCGGAAACAACAACAACAUCAGUACCAUCAACGACGAUUACAGCUAUUUCGGAAACAACAACCACAUCAGUGCCAUCAAUGACGACUACAACUAUUCCGGAAACAACAACCACUUCAUUGCCAUCAACGACGACUUCAGCUAUUCCGGAAACAACAACCACAUCAGUGCCAUCAAUGACGACUACAACUAUUCCGGAAACAACAACCACUUCAGUGCCAUCAACGACGACUUCAGCUAUUCCGGAAACAACAACCACAUCAGUGCCAUCAAUGACGACUACAACUAUUCCGGAAACAACAACCACAUCAGUGCCAUCAAUGACGACUACAACUAUUCCGGAAACAACAACCACAUCACUGCCAUCAAUGACGACUACGGCUAUUCAGGAAACAACAACCACAUCAGUGCCAACAAUGACGACUACAACUAUUCCGGAAACAACAACCACAUCACUGCCAUCCACGACGACUAUAGCUAUUCCGGAAACAACAACCACAUCAGUGCCAUCAACGACGAUUGCAGCUAAGUCGGAAACAACAACCGCAUCAGUACCAUCCACGGCGUCUAGAACUGUUCCGGAAACAACAACCACAACACUACCAUCAACUACAACUACAAAUAUUCCGGAAAUAACAACCACAACAGUGCCAUCAACGACAACUACAACUAUUCCGGAAACAACAACCACAUCAGUAACAUCAACUACAACUACAAAUAUUCCGGAAAUAACAACCACAUCAGUGCCAUCAACGACGACUACAACUAUUCCGGAAACAACAACCACCUCAGUACCAUCAACAACGACUUCAACCGUUCCGGAAACAACAACCACAUCAGUACCAUCCACGACGACUAUAGGUAUUCCGGAAACAACAACCACAUCAGUACCAUCCAUAACGACUACAGCUAUUCCGGAAACAACAACCACAUCAGUGCCAUCAACGACGAUUGCAGCUAAGUCGGAAACAACAACCACAUCGUUGCAAUCCACGGCGUCUACAACUAUUUCGGAAGCAACAACAACAUCAGUACCACCUACAGCGACUACAACUAUUUCGGAAACAACAACCUCAUCAGUACCAUCCACGACGACUACAGCUAUUCCGGAAACAACAAGCACAUCACUGGCAUCAACGACGACUACAAUAAUUCCGGAAACAACAACCACAUCACUGCCAUCAAUGACGACUACAGCUAUUCAGGAAACAACAACCACAUCAGUGCCAACAAUGACGACUACAACUAUUCCGGAAACAACAACCACAUCAGUACCAUCCACGGCGUCUAGAACUAUUCAGGAAACAACAACAACAUCAGUACCAUCCACGACGACUACAACUAUUCCGGAAACAACAACCACAUCAGUACCAUCCACGACGACUACAGCUAUUCCGGAAACAACAACCACAUCAUUACCAUCAACGAAGACUACAGCUAUUCCGGAAACAACAAGCACAUCACUGCCAUCAACGACGACUACAAUAAUUCCGGAAACAACAACCACAUCACUGCCAUUCAUAACGACUUCGGCUAAUACGGAAACAACAACCACAUCAGUACCAUCAAUGACGAGUACAGCUAUUCCGGAAACAACAACCACAUUAAUACCAUCCACGACGACUACAGCUAUUCCGGAAAUAACAACCACAUCAGUGUCGUCAAUGACGACUACAACUAUUCUGGAAACAACAACCACAUCAGUGCCAUCAACGACGACUACAAGUAUUCCGGAAACAACAACCACAUCAGUACCAUCAACGACGACUACAAGUAUUCCGGAAACAACAACCACAUCACUGCCAUCAAUGACGACUACGGCUAUUCAGGAAACAACAACCACAUCAGUGCCAACAAUGACGACUACAACUAUUCCGGAAACAACAACCACAUCAGUGCCAUCAACGACGACUACAGGUAUUCCAGAAACAACAACCACAUCAGUACCAUUCACAACGACUCCAACAAUUCCGGAAACAACAACCACAUCACUGCCAUCCACGACGACUAUAGCUAUUCCGGAAACAACAACCACAUCAGUGCCAUCAACGACGAUUGCAGCUAAGUCGGAAACAACAACCGCAUCAGUACCAUCCACGGCGUCUAGAACUAUUCAGGAAACAACAACAACAUCUGUACCAUCCACGACGACUACAACUAUUCCGGAAACAACAACCACAUCAGUACCAUCCACGACGACUACAGCUAUUCCGGAAACAACAACCACAUCAUUACCAUCAACAACGGCUACAGUUAUUCCGGAAACAACAACCACAUCAGUGCCCUCCACGGCGACUACAGCAAUUCCGGAAACAACAACUACAUCACUGCCAUCCAUAACAACUUCGGGUAAUCCGGAAUUAACAACCACAUCAGUACCAUCAACGACGAGUACAGCUAUUCCGAAAACAAAAACCACAUCAAUGCCGUCAAUGAAGACUACAAGUAUUCCGGAAACAACAACCACAUCAGUACCAUUCACGACGACUACAACAAUUACGGAAACACCAACCACAUUUCUGCCAUCAACGACGACUACAACUAUUCCGGAAACAACAACCACAUCAGUGCCAUCAACGACGAGUACAAUAAUUCCGGAAACAACGAUCUCAUCACUGCAAUCCACGACGACUACCACUAUUCCGGAAACAACAACCACAUCGGUGCCAUCAACGACGACUACAACUGUUCCGGAAACAACAACCACAACACUACCAUCAACUACAACUACAAAUAUUCCGGAAAUAACAACCACAACAGUGCCAUCAACGACAACUACAACUAUUCCGGAAACAACAACCACAUCAGUAACAUCAACUACAACUACAAAUAUUCCGGAAAUAACAACCACAUCAGUGCCAUCAACGACGACUACAACUAUUCCGGAAACAACAACCACCUCAGUACCAUCAACGACGACUUCAACCGUUCCGGAAACAACAACCACAUCAGUACCAUUAACGACGAUUGCAGCUAUUUCGGAAACAACAACCGCAACAGUACCGUCCGCGGUUACUACAACUAUUCCGGAAACAAUAACCACAACAGUACCAUCAACGACGACGUCAACUGUUUCGGAAACUACAACCACAUCAGUACCAUCAACGACGACCAUAAUUAUGCCGGAAACAACAACCACAACAGUACCAUCAACGACGACUUCAACCGUUCCGGAAACAACAACCACAUCAGUACCAUCCACGACGACUAUAGGUAUUCCGGAAACAACAACCACAUCAGUACCAUCCAUAACGACUACAGCUAUUCCGGAAACAACAACCACAUUAGUACUGUCCACGACGACUACAAGUAUUCCGGAAACAACAACCACAUCAGUACCAUUCACGACGACUACAACAAUUCCGGAAACACCAACCACAUCACUGCAAUCCACGACGACUACAACUAUUCCGAAAACAACAACCACAUCGGUGCCAUCAACGACGACUACAACUGUUCCCGAAACAACAACCACAACAGUACCAUCAACUACAACUACAAAUAUUCCGGAAAUAACAACCACAUCAGUGCCAUCAACGACGAGUACAAUUGUUCCGGAAACAACAACCACAUCAGUACCAUCAACGAAGACUUCAACCGUUCCGGAAACAACAACCACAUCAGUACCAUCCACGACGACUAUAGGUAUUCCGGAAACAACAACCACAUCAGUACCAUCCACAACGACUACAGCUAUUCCGGAAGCAACAACCACAUCAGUACCAUCCACAACGACUACAGCUAUUCCGGAAGCAACAACCACAUCAGUACCAUCAACGACGACUACAGCUAUUCCGGAAGCAACAACCACAUCAGUACCAUCCACAACGACUACAGCUAUUCCGGAAGCAACAACCACAUCAGUACCAUCAACGACGACUACAGCUAUUCCCGAAACAACAACCACAUCAGUACCAUCAACGACGACAACAAAUUUUCCGGAAACAACUUCUACAUCAGUGCCAUCCACAUCUACAACAAAUAUUCAGGGAUUAAGCACCACAUCAGCACCAUCAACGAGCAGUUCAGCUCUUCUGGAUACAGAAAUUACACAAUUACACAUCUCGACGACUACUAUUGUUCUGGAAGCAACAACAUCUCCAACCACAUCAGUAAAAUCCAUAACGACUGCAGUUGUUUCUGAAACAGCAGCUACACAAAUAUCAACGUCGACUACAAGUGUUCCUCCAGAAACAAUAUCCACAAAAGCACCAGCUACGUCGAGUACAAGUGUUCCUCCAGAAACAAUAUCCACACAAGUAUCAUCUAUGUCGACUUCAAGUGUUCCUCCAGAAACAAUUACCACACAAGUAUCAGCUACGUCGACUACAAGUGUUCCUCCAGAAACAAUUACCACACAAGUAUCAUCUACGUCGACUUCAAGUGUUCCUCAAGAAACAAUAUCCACACAAGUAUCAUCUACGUCGAGUACAAGUGUUCCUCCAGAAACAACAUCCACACAAAUAGCAUCUACGUCGACUACAAGUGUUCCUCCAGAAACAAUAUCCACACAAGUAUCAUCUACGUCGACUUCAAGUGUUCCUCCAGAAACAAUUACCACACAAGUAUCAGCGUCGACUACAAGUGUUCCUCCAGAAACAAUUACCACACAAGUAUCAUCUACGUCGACUUCAAGUGUUCAUCAAGAAACAAUAUCCACACAAGUAUCAUCUACGUCGAGUACAAGUGUUCCUCCAGAAACAACAUCCACACAAAUAGCAUCUACGUCGACUACAAGUGUUCCUCCAGAAACAAUAUCCACACAAGUAUCAUCUACGUCGACUUCAAGUGUUCCUCCAGAAACAAUUACCACACAAGUAUCAUCUACGUCGACUACAAGUAUUCCUCCAGAAACAAUUACCACACAAAUAUCAGCGUCGACUUUAAGUGUUCCUCCAGAAACAAUAUCCACACAAGUAUCAUCUACGUCGCGUACAAGUGUUCCUCCAGAAACAAUUACCACACAAGUAUCAUCUACGUCGACUACAAGUGUUCCUCCAGAAACAACAACAACAACACAAGUAUCAUCUACGUCGAGUACAAGUGUUCCUCCAGAAACAACAACCACACAAGCACCAGCUACGUCGACUACAAGUGUUCCUCCAGAAACAACAACAACACAAGUAUCAUCUACGUCGAGUACAAGUGUUCCUCCAGAAACAAUUACCAUACAAGUAUCAUCUACGUCGACUACAAGUGUUCCUCCAGAAACAACAACCACACAAGUAUCAUCUACGUCGAGUACAAGUGUUCCUCCAGAAACAAUUACCACACAAGUAUCAUCUACGUCGACUACAAGUGUUCCUCCAGAAACAAUUACCACACAAGUAUCAUCUACGUCGAGUACAAGUGUUCCUCCAGAAACAAUAUCCACACAAGUAUCAUCUACGUCGAGUACAAGUGUUCCUCCAGAAACAAUAUCCACACAAGUUUCAUCUACGUCGACUACAAGUGUUCCUCCAGGAACAAUAUCCACACAAGUAUCAUCUACGUCGAGUACAAGUGUUCCUCCAGAAACAAUAUCCACACAAGUUUCAUCUACGUCGACUACAAGUGUUCCUCCAGGAACAAUAUCCACACAAGCACCAGCUACGUCGAUUACAAGUGUUCCUUCAGAAACAAUAUCCACACAAGUAUCAUCUACGUCGACUACAAGUGUUCCUCCAGGAACAAUAUCCACACAAAUAGCAUCUACGUCGACUUUAAGUGUUCUUCCAGAAACAAUAUCCACACAAGUAUCAUCUACGUCGAGUACAAGUGUUCCUCCAGAAACAAUAUCCACACAAGUAUCAUCUACGUCGACUACAAGUGUUCCUCCAGGAACAAUAUCCACACAAUCACCAGCUACGUCGAGUACAAGUGUUCCUCCAGAAACAAUAUUCACACAAGUAUCAUCUACGUCGACUAGAAGUGUUCCUCCAGGAACAAUAUCCACACAAAUAGCAUCUACGUCGACUUUAAGUGUUCUUCCAGAAACAAUAUCCACACAAAUAGCAUCUACGUCGAGUACAAGUGUUCCUCCAGAAACAAUUACCGCACAAGUAUCAUCUACGUCGACUUCAACUGUUAAUCCAGAAACAAUAACCACACAAGUACCACCUUCGACGACUGGAACAGAAUUAACCACAUUGGUGAUGUCCACAACGACUUCUAAAACUUUUCCCGAUACAACAUCAGCGGUAACAACUUUAGCGGAAACAACGACUACGAAAACAAUAACAGAUCCUUCAUCAGAUCCAGCAACCAGUAAUCCGACAGCCAUCACAACAGGUACGACUUAUAUCCCUGGCACUUCUGAUGAAGUAUCUAUAGAACGAGUCACUUCUUCAGCAAUGGCUAGCGAAGUAGUCACUAGUGAAAUAGCGACUAUUGAGCCGGUUAGUGCUGAAGCAGUGACAACAGAACCAAUGCAUGUUGACAUCAAUGCUACUAUGAUAAUGACUACUGAAAAAGUAUCUGCCACAUCAGGGCAACAUACCACCACUGCAGGUGUUUCUGAAACAGCAACUACACAAAUACCAUCUGAACAAAUUACUACACAAGUACCAUCUUGGACAACUAAAACUGCGGAAUCAACAACCACAUCUGUGACGUACACUACGUCUUCAUCUGUUCUGGAAACACUAUCCACAGGUGUACCGUCCACGUCGACAACAACUGUUCCAGAAACAACAACCACAUCGACUACAGCUGUUGCUGAAACAAGCACCACAGUGACAGAAAAGGGGACUACGAGUCUACCGGAGACAAUUACUACAUCAGUACCAACCUCGGCGAGUUCAAAUACAGCUGUUUCGGAAACAAAACUGCUAUCAACAACUAUUUCAGCUAAUCCGGAAACAACAACCACAUCAAUACCAUCCACGACGACUGCAGCUGUCCCUGAAACAACAACCGCAUCAGUACCAUCAACGACGACUGCAGCUGUCCCUGACACAACAACCGCAUCAAUACCAUCAACGACGACUGCAGCUGUCCCUGAAACAACAACCACAUCAAUACCAUCCACGACGACUGAAGCUGUCCCUGAAACAACAACCGCAUCAGUACCAUCAACGACGACUUCAUCCGUCCCUGAAACAACAACCACAUCAAUACCAUCCACGUCGACUGCAGCUGUCCCUGAAACAACAACCACAUCAAUACCACCCACGUCGACUGCAGCUGUCCCUAACACAACAACCACAUCAAUACCAUCCACGACGACUGCAGCUGUCCCUGAAACAACCGCAUCAGUACCAUCAACGUCGACUGCAGCUGUCCCUGAAACAACAACCACAUCAAUACCAUCCACGACGACUGAAGCUUUCCCUGAAACAACAACCACAUCAAUACCACCCACGUCGACUGCAGCUGUCCCUGAAACAACAACCACAUCAAUACCUCCCACGUCGACUGCAACUGUCCCUGAAAUAACAACCACAUCAAUACCACCCACGUCGACUGCAGCUGUCCCUGAAACAACAACCACAUCAAUACCACCCACGUCGACUGCGGCUGUCCCUAACACAACAACCACAUCAAUACCAUCAACGACGACUGCAGCUGUCCCUGAAACAACAACCGCAUCAAUACCAUCAACGACGACUGCAGUUGUCUCUGAAACAACAACCACAUCAAUACCAUCCACGACGACUGCAGCUUUCCCUGAAACAACAACCGCAUCAGUACCAUCAACGACGACUUCAUCCGUCCCUGAAACAACAACCGCAUCAAUACCAUCAACGUCGACUGCAGCUGUCCCUGAAACAACAACCGCAUCAGUACCAUCAACGACGACUUCAUCUGUCCCUGAAACAACAACCACAUCAAUACCUCCCACGUCGACUGCAACUGUCACUGAAAUAACAACCACAUCAAUACCACCCACGUCGACUGCAGCUGUCCCUGAAACAACAACCACAUCAAUACCACCCACGUCGACUGCAGCUGUCCCUGAAACAACAACCGCAUCAGUACCAUCAACGACGACUUCAUCCGUCUCUGAAACAACAACCGCAUCAAUACCAUCAACGUCGACUGCAGCUGUCCCUGAAACAACAACCACAUCAAUACCACCCACGUCGACUGCAACUGUCCCUGAAAUAACAACUUCGUUGGUAUCAUCCAUAACAGCUAUUACUGAUGGCGAAAUAACUACCAAGACAACAAGAACAACAACUACUUCACCUGAUCCGGAAACAACAACAGCAUCAAUACCAUCCACGACGACUUCAACUGUUCCAGAUAUAAUAACCACAUCAAUACCAUCCACGUCGACUGCAGCUGUCCCUGAAACAACAACAGCAUCAAUAUCAUCCAUGACGACUACAUCCGUCCCUGAAACAACAACAACAUCAAUACCAUCCACCACGACUGCAGCUGUCCCUGAAACAACAACAGCAUCAAUAUCAUCCAUGACGACUACAUCCGUCCCUGAAACAACAACUACAUCAAUACCAUCCACGACGACUGCAGCUGUCCCUGAAACAACAACCGCUUCAAUAACAUCCACGACUACUGCAGCUGUCCCUGAAACAACAACAGCCUCAAUACCAUCCAUGACGGCUACUGCAGCUGUCCCUGAAACAACAACAGCCUCUAUACCAUCCACAGCAACUGCAGCUGUCCCUAAAACAACAACUUCGUCGGUAUCAUCCACAACAGCUAUUACUGAUGGCGAAAUAACUACCAAGACAACAAGAACAACAACUACUUCAGCUGAUCCGGAAACAACAACCACAUCAAUACCAUUCACGACGACUGCAGGUGUCCCUGAAACAACAACCACAUCAAUACCAUCCACGUCGACUACAGUUGUUACUGAAACAAGCACCACAGUGACAGAAAAGGGGAAUACGAGUCUACCGGAGACAAUUACUACAUCAGUACCAACCUCGGCGAGUUCGAAUAUAGAUGUUUCGGAAACAAAACUACCAUCAACAACUAUUUCAGCUGUCCCUGAAACUAUAACCACAUCAAUACCAUCCAUGACGACUGAAGCUGUCCCUGAAACUAUAACCACACCAAUACCAUCCACGACGACUACAUUCGUCCCUAAAACAACAACAGCCUCAAUGCCAUCCAUGACGACUACAUCCGUCCCAGAAACAACAACCGCUUCAAUUCCAUCCACGACUACUGCAUCUCUUCCUGAAACAACAACCUCGUCGGUAUCAUCCACAACAGCUAUUACUGAUGGCGAAAUAGCUACCACGACAACAAGAACAACAACUACUUCAGCUGAUCCGGAAACAACAACCACAUCAACACCAUCCACGACGACUGCGGCUGUCUCUGAAACUACAACCGGUUCAAUACCAUCCAUGACGACUUCAACUGUACUUGAAACAACAACCACAUCAGUACCAUCCACGACGACUGAAGCUGUCCCUGAAACUAUAACCACAUCAAUACCAUCCACGACGACUGCAGCUGUCCCUGGAACAACAACCGCAUCAGUACCAUCCACGACGACUACAUCCGUCCCUGAAACAACAACCGCUUCAAUUCCAUCCACGACGACUACAUCCGUCCCUGAAACAACAACCGCUUCAAUUCCAUCCACGACUACAGCAGCUGUCCCUGAAACAACAACCGCUUCAAUAACAUCCACGACUACUGCAUCUCUUCCUGAAACAACAACCUCGUCGGUAUCAUCCACAAAAACUAUUACUGAUGGCGAAAUAACUACCACGACAAGAAGAACAACACCUGCUUCAGCCACAUCUACUAUGGAAACAAUAACCACGAUGACUGUUCCGGUAACAACGACCUCAUUAUCAUCCAGGCCGACUACAAAUCUUCCGGAAGCCUCAUCGCCUACAACUGUUUCAGAACAGACAACCACAAAAGUAUUAUCCACGACGACUGACCCUUUCCCGAAAACAACCACCUCAAAAAUGACUUCAACCGUUCCGGAAAUAACAACCACACAGGUAUCAUCUCCAAAGACUUCAACUGUUCAUGGAACAACCACUACGUUAGUACCAUCCACGAGUACAGUGGAAGAAGUUACAGCACCAGUAGCAUCAUCAAUAACAACAAAUACUCUAGAACCAAUUACAUCACCAGUGAUAUCUACAACAGAAACUGGAACAAAUCCAAUGGUAGCCACAACGGAUACAACUCUUCUGGAAACAACGACUUCGAAAACUAUAACAGAUCCUUCAUCAGAUCCUGAAACCAGUAAUCCAACAGCCAUUACAACAGGUACGACUAUUAUUCUAGGCACUUCUGAGGAAGUAUAUAUUGAAAAAGUCACUUCUUCAGCAAUGACUAGCGAAGUAGUCGCUGAUGAAACAGCGACUAUUAAGCCGGUAAGUGCUGAAGCAGUGACUAAUGUAUUAAUGCAUGAUGACUUAAAUUCUACUAUGGUAAUAGCUACUGAAGACGUAUCUGCUGAAGCUGUCGCUGCUAACACAAAGUAUACGGAAUUAGAAGGUAAUAAAGUUACACCUACUGAAUCAGUCAUUACUGAAACAAAAGUCACUGAUUCAUCCUCUACUGGAACUACGACUACUGAAAAUAUAGUAACAAUGACUGAUGAAGCGGUCGCCCCCAUAACAACGACUACUAGAGUAGUCACUAACGAAACAACGACAACUGAAGUAGCCACUAACGAAACAACGACAACUGGAGCAGUCACUAACGAAAUAACGACAACUGGAGCAGUCACUAACGAGGCAACGACUACUGGAGCAGUCACUAACGAGGCAACGACUGCUGAAGUAGUCACUUACAAAACGACUGAUGGAACAGUCACUGACGAGGCAACGACAACUGGAGUAGUGAUUAACAAAACAACGACUGCUGAAGCAGUUAAUGGCGAAACGACUACUGAAGCAGUCACAAUCGGAACGACGACUGCCGAAUCAGGCUCUGACGAAACGACAAUUGAAGCAGUUACUAACGAUACAAUAAUUACCGAAGCAGUAAAUCCCCAAACAAUAACAACGACGACUGGAUCCAUCACUCCUCAAUCAAUAACUACAGGAGCAGACACUAUUAAAACAACGACUGCUGAUGUAGUCGACACUACCGAAGCAACAUCUACUGUUGCGAUCAAUUUUGAGUCGGCGUCUACUGAAGCUUUCAAAACUGCAACGACUUCUGAUGCUUUCAUAGUAUCAGUAGUGUCUACUGAAGCUAUAACAACCGAAGUAACAUUAAACGAAGUUGUGACAACUGAAUCGAUGUCGACUAAAGCAUUUACCGCUGAAGCAGCGUCAUCUGAAGAAAGUUUCACAACUAAAGCAUUGUCAACAGAAGUAGUCACGAGUGAAGCAGCGUCUACUGAAGCAGUCUCAAUCGCAGCACUGUUUACUGAACCUAUCACAACCCAACCAACGUCUACUGAAGUUGUCACAACUGUAGCAGCGUCUUCUGAUGCUAUCACAACAGGGACGUCUACUGAAGCUGUCACAACCGAAACAACCUCCGCUGAAGGCGUCACAACCGAAACAACGUUCGCUGAAGGCGUCACAACCGAAACAACGUCCGCUGAAGCUGUCACAACCGAAACAACAUCCGAUAUAGCUGUCACAACCGAAACAACGUCCGCUGAAGUUGUCACAACCGAAACAACGUCCGCUGGUUCUGUCACAGCUGAAACGAAGCCCGCUGAAGGUGUCACAACCGAAACAACGUCCACUGCAGCUGUUACAAUCGAAACAACGUCAGUUGAAGCUGCCACAACCGAAACAAUCUCCGCUGAAGGCGUCACAACUGAAACAACGUUCGCUGAAGGCAUCACAACCGAAACAACGUCCGAUGAAGCUGUCACAACCGAAAUAACGUCCGCUGAAGUUGUCACAACCGAAACAACGUCCGCUGGUUCUGUCACAGCUGAAACAAAGUCUGCUGAAGGUGUCACAACCGAAACAACGUCCACUGCAGCUGUCACAACCGAAACAACGGCCGUUGAAGCUGUCACAACCGAAACAACCUCCGCUGAAGGCGUCACAACCGAAAGAACGUUCACUGAAGGCGUCACAACCGAAACAACGUCCGAUGAAGCUGUCACAGCUGAAACAACGGCCGUUGAAGCUGUCACAUCUGAAACAACGUCCACUGCAGCUGUCAAAACCGAAACAACGUUUGCUGAAGCUGUCACAACCGAAACAACGUCCAAUGCAGCUGUCACAACCGAAACAACGUCCGCUGGAUCUGUCACAGCUGAAACAACGUCCGAUGAAGCUGUCACAUCUGAAACAACGUCCGAUGCAGCUGUCACAACUGAAACAACGUCCAAUGCAGCUGUCGCAAUCAAAACAACGUCUUCUGCAGCGAUCCCUCUUGAAACAACGUUCACUGAUUCUAGGUCCUCUGAGGUUACGAGUACCGCUGAAUCGGUGACUAGUCAAUCAAUAACAAGCACUAUUUUGUCAACAGUUUUCGAUCCUGCAGCAAGUAAUACUAUUCAGAACAGUACCUUGGACACUGGCAUGCUCCUGACAGACGAGGUUAGUACAAUAUCUCAGCCGACUGGAAACACUGACCCGACAACGACAGACAUCAGUCCUACAGAAGCUACCACCAGUUCAACAGCAUCAGUGACGAUUGCUGGGUCAAAUUCAAUGCAGGCGACAGUAUUCCAUGCACAGACAAGUGACCAGGCUUUGACUCCGUCGAACAAUUCUGUUGAUUAUCAGCCAACGGAUGCUUCUAUUGAGAACAUACCAUCUGUGAUAUCAAACGCACCAAAUACCUCUAUUGCUUCUACUACAUCGACUACAACUGUCCGGGAUCAACAAUCCAAUACAAUGACUGCAACUAUCGGGGAUCAACCGUCUACUUCAAUGACUGCAACUGUCAGUGAUCAACCGUCUACUACAUUGACUGCAACUACUGUCGGGGAUCAACCGUCUACUACAUUGACUACAACUGUCAGUGAUCAACCGUCU
Ylistrum balloti is the source of this 24228-nucleotide messenger RNA. RefSeq names its product mucin-3B-like. The record is from RefSeq and is a predicted model, not a curated record. Lineage: Eukaryota; Metazoa; Mollusca; Bivalvia; Pectinida; Pectinidae.